Messenger RNA from Plasmodium relictum, 480 nucleotides. It is a transcript of the gene IF1, whose product is annotated as translation initiation factor IF-1, putative. The record is from RefSeq and is a predicted model, not a curated record. The transcript has a single exon. NCBI's taxonomy places the organism in Eukaryota, Apicomplexa, Aconoidasida, Haemosporida, Plasmodiidae. Gene Ontology annotation, biological process: translational initiation. Gene Ontology annotation, cellular component: cytosol. Gene Ontology annotation, molecular function: translation initiation factor activity; ribosome binding; RNA binding. The coding region runs from base 1 to 480 and encodes 159 amino acids.
AUGUUCAGUAAAAUUUCUUUUUUCUUUUUUUUUUUUUGUUAUAUAUAUAUUUUUUAUUUAACAAAUGAAUUAAGUUUAAAAAAAACAUACUUUAUUAACCUAAACAACAAAAUAGACAUAUGGAAGAAAGAUAUCUUAAGAAUUUACAAAAAAAAUGCUGUGAAUAAAAAAAAAAAGAACAUUAAGAAUUUGAUGAGGAGAUAUAACAGUUUAAAAAAUAAUAUUUUGAGAGAGAAAGAAAAUGAAAUAAUUGAAAUGAAUGGUAUAGUUGAUGAAUGUUUAGCGAACACCAACUUUAUAGUAAAAAUCCCAAAUGGUCAAAAAUUCUUAUGCUUUAUUUCCGGAAAGUUACGAAUAAAUAAAGUAAGAAUUAACUUAGGUGAUCAGGUUAAAAUUCAAAUUCAUAAAUUAGAUUUUGAAAAGCGCAGAGGAAGAAUAGUUUUUAGAUAUUUACAGGUUCAAAAAAAAAAAAAAAAAUAA